This is a messenger RNA of Lymnaea stagnalis (great pond snail), 12179 nucleotides long. The record is from the annotation of a GenBank genome assembly. Lineage: Eukaryota; Metazoa; Mollusca; Gastropoda; Lymnaeidae.
CAUUUUUUCGAUGUAACAACAUUACCAAGACACUCCAGUUUGUGUUCGUCGGUGACGUGACGUCAUUCUAUGACCUCCACGCUGAUGCCAAGAUGUGAGAGUUUUGUGUGUUGAAUUGUUAGAGUCGUGCUAAAACGAUUGUUGAGUAGCGUUGAAUAUUUAGGUGGAUGGCAAUGAAUAUUUGGGUGGAUGGUAUUUAACAUUUUGGUGGAAGGCAUUUAACAUUUUGGUGGAAGGCAUUUAACAUUUUGGUGGAAGGCAUUUAACAUUUUGGUGGAAGACAUUUAACAUUUUGGUGGAUGGCAUUUAACAUUUUGGUGGAAGGCAUUUAACAUUUUGGUGGAAGGCAUUUAACAUUUUGGUGGAUGGCAUUUAACAUUUUGGUGGAUGCAUUUAACAUUUUGGUGGAUUGCAUUAGAAAUUGCUCUAGAAAUGUCAUAAAACGAAGUCAUCAUGUAAUAAAACCAGUUUUUAUUAACACUACAUUUAUAUUUUUAAACUUACAAAAUAAUCGCCUUGUACCGCAUUAAAUUGUUUGAAUACUUAGUUGUCUAACAUUUAUACUUUGCUAAAAUCGUAAGAUGUCUAACUUAUAAAUUUUUUCAAAGGAUUAAGUAAUAUAUUACCAAAAGAAACAUUAAUGUUUCUCAAGCUCAAACAUAAAUAUAUAUUUCUAAAGAUACAAAAGCCAUCGUUAAAAAACUUAAUGGUAAACAAUAAUUGACAAAAUUGUUUAGAUCAACUUGUGGCAUGAGAGCAGGAGCAUUCACUGGGAGUGGUGUUUUUGGUGACCCUUACAUUCUAGAGAUCAACCUGAGUAGUGGUCUACAAGCUCAACAGCCGGACUGUGGUGUCACGGUGAGUAAACAAUGGAUCUCUUGGUCAGUAAACAUGGAAUAUCUUGGUGAGUAAAUAUGGAAUAUCUUGGUGAGUAAACAUGGAAUGUCUUGGUGAGUAAACAUGGAAUCUCUUGGUGAGUAAACAUAGAAUAUCUUGGUGAGUAAACAUGGAAUCUCUUGGUGAGUAAACAUGGAAUAUCUCGUGAGUAAAUAUGGAAUCUCUUGGUGAGUAAACAUGGAAUAUCUCGUGAGUAAACAUGGAAUCUCUUGGUGAGUAAACAUGGACUCUCUUGGUGAGUAAACAUGGAAUAUCUCGUAAGUAAACAUGGAAUCUCUUGGUGAGUAAACAUGGAAUCUUUUGAUGAGUAAACAUGGAAUCUCUUGGUGAGUAAACAUGGAAUCUCUUGGUGAGUAAACAUGGAAUCUCUUGGUGAAUAAACAUGGAAUAUCUCUUGAGUAAACAUGGAAUCUCUUGGUGAGUAAAGAUGGAAUCUCUUUGUGAGUAUACUUGGCAUUAAUUAUUGAAAAUAAUGAUUGAAAAAAGUAGAAGUAUAAAAAACUGAAUCAUUGGUGUAAAAUUUCAAAUUGUAUUAAAUAUUAGGCAGAAAAAAAAUAUAUUAUUGAGAUUGUACACAUUAAUAGUAUAAAGCGUCGAAUAUUGGUUAGUACAAAAUUGAACUUAUUUUUUUUUUUUAGAAACAAUGUUAUUGUGAAAAACACUAAAAUUAUUCUCAGUAAAGGAAAUAUUCUCAUAAAAAAUAUGUUUAAAAAUAUAUUUUUUUCUAACGGUGAAUGAUAGUUAAAAGAAAAGAACCAUUUCAAUGUUUACUAAAGUCAUCACUCCCACCAAUGACGACAGAAUCCAGCAUAUUUAUUUUAUGACCAGGAGUCAUGCCGACGUUCGUCAACACUAAGAAAUGUUUGAAAUGAUGUCUUGACUUUGUCUUUAGGUUUCCUGUCUUUAAUAAAUGACAUAAUAAAACCAUAAGCUUUAAUGAAUGUUGUAAAUAAUUGAAUGGAAUAGAGCAGAAAUGGAUGUUAGAACAGUUUUUUACAGUUUAUUCCUUUGACAUUUUUCUGUAGCAAUCGGCGGACUCAACACUUAACUUGACCAUGGUCAAACAGAGGUCGUGUGACGGCACCACGGCCUCAGACCAGCGGUACACCAGUUCCUGUAAGAUUGUUAUACCAGCCCAAAACACCACAACGGUUUGUAAAUGUUCACCUUAUGGCCGGCAAAUGUUCAUGUCAUUGUUCAGGGAAUGUAACUGUUUGUUUUUUCUAAGAAGGGAGACAACUUGUACAUAGAAAGCUGCAUUUAUUAUUAUAGAUACUCUCUAAAAACGUAUUUAUUCAUGGUGAACUUAACUUCAAGGUCACUCAUCUUUUAGCCCAUUGAAAUAUAUUCUAAUCUUUCUAUCUGUAGUAUCUGCGUACAGUAGGGUUUGUCAUUUCUGACGCAGGAAAACCUCAAAUCGCAUUACGUAAUGUUACUAUUUUUAGAUAAUGUUUUUGUAAAAACAUAGCUUCUAACAAUGUAUUUCGGCAUAUAUAUAUAGCAGUUACAAAUGUGUUGUAAAAUCUUUCGAAAAUGAAGUUGUAAACACGUUUUGGUUAAGACCCAACAUGAACGUAAAAGUACCGAACAGCUGAUGAGAGAUUUGGCCAAACGGAACACCAGAAUGUUUUAUAAAUAGCCUAAUGAGAUUGGCCAGACUGCAAGCCCGGAUGUUCUAUUAAUAGAUUGUCGCCCUUAAAAGACAAACCCUAUAGAUGCAAACAUAAAGUUAAUGGCGUCAAGGUUGUAAAAACAAAUGGUAAAUAAAUGGGCUUAAUUGAGUCCACUGUUCUAUCAGAUAAACGGACAAGCAUCCUACUCCUGCAUUGCGCCAUCUACCAUCAAUUUCAAUUAUUACCGCCCUCUGCCGGAAGUUGUGGCCCCUGCAGACAUCUACGCCACAGGAAAGAGGUCAACUUGCUCUAAAUCUGCGGGGGUGGGCAGGGGUCAGGGCCUGGAGGGGAGUCCGUUCGAGACAAGGAUACAGGUGACGAAUACUCCAACGGAUUGUGGUGUGCAGGUAAGUCAUCAAUCAUUACCUGGUUAUGAAAUACUCUCUAAACUAAAAGCAAAAAUUUAGUGAGCAAAAAGGGGUGGGGAUGAAAAUUCAACAAUUUCUUUAAAAGUACAUCUAUUUGAAUAUAUAAUUAUGAUUAAUAGGUAGCCCAACUCUCUACUUUUAUGAUGACAAAAAAUAGUUUGAUUAAAUUAAAGCCUCAGACUAAUUGCCCUCCCACUCCACCAACCCUCCCCUUUUUACGACACAGUCUGGGUUACAGUUUCAUGCAGACGGGUCUGAUACGACAGAGUCUCCCAAUUCCCAUAGGAAACACUGGUUUGUCUUUUAAAACUCUUUGAGAGCAUUAAACACCAGCCCGCCUGUCUAGACGGGCUGUCAAUCAAACACUUAGCCCACUGUAUGCCAGAUAGGUUUAUCCACCUCUGCCAAUAACAAAGCUACUGACAGUCAGAGCUACUUGCUACACGCUUCUUUUCCAGCUCCAGCCUGUAGGGGCUCUAUUCCCAUUCACAGCUUAGGAGAUCUUGUGACAAAGCCCAUGAGAAGAUGGAUUUGUCCCGUGGUAGGAAUUACCCCAAAACAGCCGUUUCAUCGGCCUUACAACGGAUACAACUAUCCCCCGUGCCGAGGCAUUCAAACCACGAGCUGGUGACAGUGAGGACAGAACUUAACAUAGCCUCACGUAUCACCCUCAUAAUUUUAAUGCUAAACAUACAUUAAUUAAAAAUCGUGAUAUUCCUGUCUGACCCUGAUGCAUACAACAUAUUCUGAUCAACUCCUCUCGUAGAAUUUGGACGCGAUGGGAAUUUACGUGAAUUUAUUAAAUUAGUAAAAAGCCCAUAGCUGAGCAGUUAUAUCCGAGAGGGCAGCAGCAAAUGAAAUUGAAAGAUUCAGGUGGACAAAAAUCAGGUUUCUUUGCACCUUUCUUGGCAGCAAGCGAUGUUUUUGUGUUGAGUUUAGCUUGCGCAUUAUUUGCACCGGUGUAUUUUGUGUUUCUAUCAAGUUAAGUUAAAGAAGGAAAACUAUUUUUUUUAAAAACUAAUUAUUUUAUAGUUAUUUAUUUUAUCGCAAUACUAUUAUCCGGGGAAUAGGUGGUAAGGGGUGCGUGAAAUGUUUUGGAUUGGAGAGGAGUUCUUACCCCACGGAAAUGGAUAUGAUUAGUUCAUCUAUCCUCCAGAACACAGCGCCAGGAGUGUACAGCGUUGUCAUGUACAUCCAACAGUACACAUCUGUGCUGACACGAUUGGAUGAAGCUUUCUUGCUGACCUGUAAUUUCACGACCUCUUCCGUCAUCACCAUUCAAAGUCUGGUUGUUACAGCAUCAAAGUGAGUCCUAUAUCCACGGCCUGUAGGUUUUCUAUAUAUACGGCCUGUAGGUUUUCUAUAUUACGGCCUGUAGGUUUUCUAUAUUACGGCCUGUAGUUUUUUUGUAUUACGGCCUUGUGUGUUUACCUAUCUUCUUUUUAAAUUUAAAGUUGCACUUAAGCUUUGACCCAUUAUCUGUUUUGAUAAUGUCGUCACCAAGUAAAAGUCUGGCGUCCUACCAUUACCCACUUCUCCCGUGAUUUGGGAAAAGAUUGUUUACGUUCUGAUUUGUUCUGAAGAAUGCAGUUUCUAGAGUUUUGUUCUGAAGAGCUCUAUAUCCUUCCCUAUAAAUAAGCCGGCAGUUUUCCCAGCAGGGAGAGAUUUGUGCUUACUUCCGAGACACGAGACACAUUACGAGACUUAGAAUACUCAUAGGAGCCUUACCAGAUGUUAUUGUUUGUGUGUGUGUGUGAACAUAUAGAUUUGUAUUUUUCGAGCAUUAUACUUUUUCACUUGCUGUGCUGCAAGUUAAAACCGUUUUUAUUUCUGUACAAUUGUAUUUUUAUAUUAAUUUAAUAGUAUAAUUUAAUUGAAUAUUGCCAAUAUAACAAGCGUUGGUAUUGUUUUUAUUUGUGAACUGUUUGCAACCCUUUGUUAUGCAUUGUUCAUUUACCGAGCCAAAUUUUAAUGCUGAUUAAAUGAACAGAACCAUUUAACGGUGCGUGACACAACGAGCAGCCUAAUAUUUACUACGUUCAUUGCAUAGAUUAAUUUAAAAAAAAUAUAUAUUCUGAUGGGUUGAACUGAAAUUGUGCUUAGUUGCAACUGAAAUUAUCAUUGGUUGUAGCUAAAAUUGUGAUUGGUUGGAAAUGAAAUUGUAAUUGGCUGGAACUUAAAGUUUGAUUAGGCCUUUUGAGUUUCAUUGAAGUUCAUUAAAAGGAACUGACCUUUCGACCUUGACUUGCACUCCCCAGUUAUCCCCCAACUCAAUCCCCGCCCCAAAGGACGACAACUGCAUCUCUGUCUGUCGUGUCAGGUACUGGAACGGCCGGGUUAACCUCCCUUGUUGUUGGUGACCAGAUCCGCCUUGUGGCACAACUUCUAGACAGUCGUACGUAAUGUGUUUGUGUGUACCAGCUACAUUGUUCAGUUUGUUUGUAUGUACCACCUACAUUUGUCAAAGGGUUUCCAUGUACCUGCUGCAUUCGUCAAUGUGUUAGUAUGUACCAGUAACAUUUGUCAAUGUUUUAUAUGUACCAGCUACAUUUGUCAAUGUAUUUGUACGUACCAGCUACAUUCAUCAAUGUGUUAGUAUUUACCAGCUACGUUUGUAAAUGUGUUUGUAUGUACCAGCUACAGACGUACAUGCCCAUGUAUAUCCCAGCUAUAGUCUUUUACAUUUCACAUGUAAACAGCUGUUCUUAAACUUAACUUUGGUUCUUUAGUUUGCAUUUUAGAAGAAACAAUUAAAUAAACUACAUAAGUCUGAUAUACUACAUAAGUCUGAUAUACUACAUAAGUCUGAUAUACUACAUAAGUCUGAUAUACUACAUAAGUCUGAUAUACUACAUAAGUCUGAUAUACUACAUAAGUCUGAUAUACUACAUAAGUCUGAUAUACUACAUAAGUCUGAUAUACUACAUAAGUCUGAUAUACUACAUAAGUCUGAUAUACUACAUAAGUCUGAUAUACUACAUAAGUCUGAUAUACUACAUAAGUCUGAUAUACUACAUAAGUCUGAUAUACUACAUAAGUCUGAUAUACUACAUAAGUCUGAUAUACUACAUAAAUCGGAUUUACCACAUAAGUCUGAUUUAUUACAUAAGUAUAAUAUACCACAUAAAUCUGGCACAUUACUUAACUUGUCCUCUUAACCUGCUCAAGGUGAAGACAAAAAAACCAAUGAUCAUUAAUUAUACUAUAAAUGUUGCGUUAUUUUAGCUCUGCUAGUCUGACAUCAAUUGUAGCUCUGCUAGUCUGACAUCAAUUGUAGCUCUGCUAGUCUGACAUCAAUUGUAGCUCUGCUAGUCUGACAUCAAUUUUAGCUCUGCUAGUCUGACAUCAAUUUUAGCUCUGCUAGUCUGACAUCAAUUUUAGCUCUGCUAGUCUGACAUCAAUUUUAGCUCUGCUAGUCUGACAUCAAUUUUAGCUCUGCUAGUCUGACAUCAAUUUUAGCUCUGCUAGUCUGACAUCAAUUUUAGCUCUGCUAGUCUGACAUCAAUUGUAGCUCUGCUAGUCUGACAUCAAUUUUAGCUCUGCUAGUCUGACAUCAAUUGUAGCUCUGCUAGUCUCACAUCAACAAAUUUCCGGUGGAAAGCAUCGCCACCUGGUGUUAUUGUAAAAGUCGUCAUUAAACGAAUACCGCUAAUGUUGUAGUCUACAUGUACACAAAACAACGUAUCCAUGUUUGUGUCUCAGCUGCUGUGGGUCUGAGGAUCACGUCUUGUACUGCCAGCCCUGGUCCAGGCCUACUUCCGGUCAUUCAGGUUCUCAAUUCAAAAGGGCAAGUCAAUUUGUUUUAUAUUUUACUGCGAAUAAAAAGUGGCUAUUCUAUUCCCUCUUAAGGCAGUCUGUUUAUUGGGGAAACCUUUACUUGUCUGCCAUUAUUUGUCUGCUUUUCUUUGUCCGCCCUUGUUUGUCAACCUUCAUAUGUCUGCCUUUAAUUGUCUGCCUUAGUUUGUCUGCUUUGUUUGUCUGCCUUAACUUGUUUGAUAUACUUGUCUGCCUUUAUUUGUCUGCCUUCACUCACCAUGAAUUUUCUAUCGCUGCAUACUGGCAUAAAUGUACGUUAAUCGACCAGUUCAAUUCUUAUUGUCUAUUUAUGAUAAUAGUACUAUUUGUGAUCUGGAUAAGACAUGAACUAUUCAAGAUAAAACCACUAUAAAUUUCAGCAUGCGAUUGAUCAGAUCCAAUAAAUAGUACGCAAGGGAAAAUUUCGUCAUCUUGUUUUUCAAAAAACAUCUUUUUUUUUUUCAUGGUGUUUUGAGAAAGACUUGGUUUAUCCAUGGCUCAUAAUAACCCCUUGUACAGCAUCAUGGCUCAUUAUGGACCUUUGUACAGCAUCAUGACUCAUAAUGACCCCAUGUACAGACUCAUGGCUCAUUAUGGACCUAUACACAGCAUAAUGGUUCAUUAUGGACCACAUGCACAGUGUCAUGGGUCAUAAGUGUAGUUAUCACGAAUCUCACAGUUGGCCAUAAGUGCAGUUAUCACGAAUCUCACUGUUGGCCAUAAGUGUAGUUAUCACGAAUCUCACGGUUGGCCAUAAGUGUAGUUAUCACGAAUCUCACUGUUGGCCAUAAGUGUAGUUAUCACGAAUCUCACAGUUGGCCAUAAGUGCAGUUAUCACGAAUCUCACAGUUGGCCAUAAGUGCAGUUAUCACGAAUCUCACAGUUGGCCAUAAGUGUAGUUAUCACGAAUCUCACAGUUGGCCAUAAGUGUAGUUAUCACGAAUCUCACUGUUGGCCAUAAGUGUAGUUAUCACGAAUCUCACAGUUGGCCAUAAGUGCAGUUAUCACGAAUCUCACAGUUGGCCAUAAGUGUAGUUAUCACGAAUCUCACAGUUGGCCAUAAGUGUAGUUAUCACGAAUCUCACAGUUGGCCAUAAGUGCAGUUAUCACGAAUCUCACUGUUGGUCAUAAGUGUAGUUAUCACGAAUCUCACAGUUGGCCAUAAGUGCAGUUAUCAUGAAUCUCACAGUUGGCCAUAAGUGUAGUUAUCACGAAUCUCACAGUUGGCCAUAAGUGCAGUUAUCACGAAUCUCACAGUUGGCCAUAAGUGCAGAUAUCACGAAUCUCACAGUUGGCCAUAAGUGUAGUUAUCACGAAUCUCACAGUUGGCCAUAAGUUCAGUUAUCACGAAUCUCACAGUUGGCCAUAAGUGUAGAUAUCACGAAUCUCACGACCCAUUUACAGCCUAUUAACUUAUUGCUGGGAAAAUUACCUUUUAGCUGGAGUUUCAGUUCUGUUGAUUUGGCACAUAGUGUAGUUUCUAUCUACAUACAUUUAUACAUGAUGCAUUGCUUUACCUUAUGUGAUUAUGUGCAUUAACAAGAAUUCUUCAUGUAAAUGUGUAGUUCUAGUAUGUCUUAUGAUCAGUGCUCUAUUACAGGUGCUCAACUAGCCCAACCCUUGUGACCCCGUUCAUUGGUCAGUCUCCUACUGGGACGGUAGCAAUGACCAAUCUCUUCAGUGCUUUUAAAUUCGACCAGUCCAACACCGUGUACUUUCAAUGCCAGGCCUUUCUGUGUUACGACAGUGACCUGAGCUGUCUCGGGGUAGGUAGCUGUCCCGGAGUAAGUAGCUAUCUCGGGGUGAUUGUCUCGGGGUAAGUAGCUGUCUGAGAGUAAUUGUCUCGGGUAAGCAGCUGUCUCAGAUAAAUUGUCUCGGGUUAAGUAGCUGUCUGAGAGUAAUAUCUCGGGUAAGUAGCUGCCCCGGAGUAAGUAGCUAUCUCGGGGUGAUUGUCUCGGGUUAAGUAGCUGUCUGAGAGUAAUAUCUCGGGUAAGUAGCUGCCCCGGAGUAAGUAGCUAUCUCGGGGUAAUUGUCUCGGGGUAAGUAGCUGUCUGAGAGUAAUUGUCUCGGGUAAGUAGCUGUCUGAGAGUAAUUGUCUCGGGGUAGUAGCUGUCUCAGAGUAAUUGUCUUGGGGUAAGUAGCUGUCUCAGAGUAAUUGUCUAGGGUUAAGUAGCUGUCUGAGAGUAAUGUCUCGGGUAGUAGCUGCAUGAGAGUAAUUGUCUCGGGGUAAGUAGCUGUCUCAGAUUAAUUGUCUCGGGUUAAGUAGCUGUCUGAGAGUAAUUCUCGGUAAAGUAGCUGUCUCAGGGUAAAUAGCUGUCUCGGGGUAAGCAGCUUCCCGGAGUAAGUAGCUGUCUCGGGGUAAGUAGCUGUCUCAGAGUAAUUGUCUCGGGGUAAGUAGUUGUCUGAGAGUAAGUAACUGUCUCAGGGUAAGUAGCUGUCUCGGAAUAUGUAGCUGUCUAGGGUAAGUAGCUUUCUCAGAGUAAGUAGCUUAUCAGGGUAAUUAGCUUUUUCGGAGUAAGUAUUUGUCUCGGGGUAAGUAGAUAUCUUCGGGUAAGUAGAUGUCUCAUAGUAAGUAGUUUUCUCGAUGUAAGUAGCUGUUUCAGAGUAAGUAGCUGUCUCAGGGUAAGUAUGUGUCUCUGGUUAUGACUAUGUUUUGAUGUAAAUUAAUAUCUCGUGGUAUCGAUGUCGAUUAAGUAACUGCCUCGAAAUUAUUGUCUCGGGGUAAGUAACUGUCUUGGGGCUAGUACUGUCUUGGGGUAAGUAACUGCCUCAGGGUAAGUAUAUGUCUUGGGUAAGUAACUGUUUCGGGGUAAGUUACUGUGUCUGAACCAGUAAAAAAAAGUACAGGGAAAUAUAGGGGUCAAGAUGGGGGGCAAAGAUAGGGGGCAAAGAUAGGGGGCAAAGAUAGGGGGCAAAGAUAGGGGGCAAAGAUAGGGGGCAAAGAUAGGGGGCAAAGAUAGGGGGCAAAGAUAGGGGGCAAAGAUAGGGGGCAAAGAUAGGGGGCAAAGAUAGGGGGCAAAGAUAGGGGGCAAAGAUAGGGGGCAAAGAGUUAACACAAGAGUUUGGUGUUUGGAGGUUGGGGCACUCUUCGCUUGUUAAGAUCAAAUGCUUAUUUUGAUGAAUAUUUAGCUAAUUUUCAAUGUACAUUGAUUAAGUAUUAAUUAAUUCAGAUAAUUGAAUGAUUGCUGACCCUGGUUUUGAUAUUUCCAGAACCACUGCACCGUAAACGCCCGACGUAGGCGUGAGGCGCCCCUAACAACUGUUGAGGUGUUGGGCGUGGCCGUCGUUGUGGUGGAGAAUGUCAACAGUACAGGUCCGAGAGGUUGGUCUGAGACGAAAUAAAACUUAUAACCUGCUGUUGUAACACCUACCAGGCAAUAUAUGUAACCAACUGUUGUAACACCUACCAGGCAAUAUGUGACCCACUGUUGUAGCACCUACCAGACAUUAUGUGACCUGGUGUUGUAAAACCCACCAGGCAAUAUGUGACCUACUGUUGUAACACCCACCAGGCAAUAUGUUACCUACUGUUGUAACACCUACCAGGCAAUAUAUGUGACCAACUGUUGUAACACCUACCAGGCAAUAUGUGACCCACUGUUGUAACACCUACCAGGCAAUAUGUGGCCUGGUGUUCUAAAACCCAUUAGGCAAUAUGUGACCUACUGUUGUAACACCCACCAGGCAAUAUGUGACCUAUUGUUGUAACACCUACCAGGCAAUAUGUGACCUACUGUUGUAACACCUAUCAGGCAAUAUGUGACCCACUGUUGUAACACAGACAGUCUGUUGUACUAUCAGGCAACAUGAUAUACUGUUUUAACACCUAUUAUAUGUAGUACUACCAGGCAGAGACGUAGCGAGGGUCUUUGGCGCCCGGGGACAAGAUUCGCGGCCGGGGACAAGAUCCAUUUUAAAGCGCCCCCUUUUCUUUUUUUCAACUCUCAAACCCAUAAUUUUUACCAAUAAUAAAAUAUCAAAGCACAUUUUAGCGCCCCUAACUAGCCUGCGCCCGGGGAAUCUGUCCCCCCUGCCCCCCUCUCACUACGCCUCUGCUACCAGGCAAUAUAUGACCUACUGUUGUAACACAGAAAGUUUGUAGUACUGUCAGGCAACAUAUGACCUACUGCUGUGACACCGGUAGAUUGUGGUAGAUCUAGAUCUACUACCAGGCAACAGUUUUCAGCUAACGAUGAAAUUAGUGCGGGGAAUUAAAUGUUUACAAACAUUCGCUUUCAAUUUUCAUGACUACUUUAAUGCUAAUUUCUUGUUCGAUGGUUUGGUUUGAAAAUAAAACGAGUUAAUUUAUUGGCGUUAGGUUGCAUGACUUUAUGAAAUUAUACGGUUACGUUUAUAUGUUUUGAUCAAUUUAUUCAAACGUUUAUGUUUUGAUCAAUUUAUACCAACGUUUAUGUUUCUUAAUCCAUUUAUACAAAGUUACGUAUAUGUUUUUGAUCCAUUUAUACAAAGUUACGUUUAUAUGUUUUGAUCAAUUUAUACAAAGUUACGUUUAUAUGUUUUGAUCAAUUUAUACCAACGUUUAUGUUUCUUAAUCCAUUUAUACAAAGUUACGUUUAUAUGUUUUGAUCAAUUUAUACAAACGUUUAUGUUUCUUAAUCCAUUUAUACAAAGUUUCGUUUAUGUUUUUGAUCCAUUUAUACAAGUUACGUUUAUAUGUUUUGAUCAAUUCAUACCAACGUUUAUGUUUCUUAAUCCAUUUAUACAAAUUUACGUUUAUGUUUCUUAAUCCAUUUAUACAAAGUUACGUUUAUAUGUUUUGAUCAAUUUAUACAAACGUUUAUGUUUCUUAAUCCAUUUAUACAAAGUUACGCUUAUGUUUUUGAUCCAUUUAUACAAAGUUACGUCUAUAUGUUUUGAUCCAUUUAUACAAAGGUACGUUUAUAUGUUUUGAUCAAUUUAUACAACGAUCCGUUUAUGUUUUUUACCAAUUUAUCUUUAAUGCUUUUGUUUAGUCGACUCUGAAGACUGUGUUACCAACCUUGAUCCUUAUUUGGUCUCCUCAGAUACGAAAGACAACAGCCACAUCGUUGGCGUGUCUGCAACGGACCAGAGUCUUAGCGUCAACACACAUCCACCUGUCCUUCCACCGUCAUCUCCCUCCACCUGGCCACUGUCGGCCAUUGUCUCAGUGGCCGUCCUGGCCACCGUGCUGGCGGUCAGUUGUAUCGGAAGUGCUGGUCUCGUGCUGGCGCGCAGACGUGACAAGAUGGCGUGAGAGGCAGCGAGGGCUCCCGAUAUCACCUCAAGCCUGGGGUCAGUAUCAGGGCUGAGGAGAGCAAGAUGCGAGUUCGACUAUGUACCCAUUCACAUCCUGGCCAAUUCUACGCCUCUGACUGCACACUCCGUCAAUGAUAACAUUACACAUUUGUUCUCUCAUAUAAACAUUAAUUAUGUACAGAGUUAAACAUUAAAAGAAAAAACUGGA